AUGAGAGGUCGUUUUAAACGGCUUAGUGAAAAUGCACAAAAGUGGGUUGGUAUAUAUCGGGAAGCAUGGCGUCGAAGAAGAAGUGGAACGAGUAGAAAAGAUAUUGAAAAUGAAGCUCAUAAACUUUAUGAGGCAAGUGGGAACAAGUUUAACGACAUUAUUGUUUUUAAUGAAGUUGAACGAGCAUUUGGAGUUCUACAAGCUCGUUUUGCAUGUCUUCGACACCCAUGUCUUUUGUGGGACAAGGAUAUGAUGGGGAAAAUUAUGAUUGCAUGUAUUAUCAUUCAUAAUAUGAUUGUGGAGGAUGAACGUUGUACAUACCUUCACUAUUAUGAUCCAUCCGAAUUUCUAAAUGACAGGCCUACAAACCGGAAACGAAGAACCUAUAUUGAAGACGACAAUCAAAAUUUAGAAUAUUUCACUCAACGAAUUGCAGACCUAUCCAGUUAUAUGACCAAUAGGGCAUAA
Lactuca virosa is the source of this 468-nucleotide messenger RNA. Lineage: Eukaryota; Viridiplantae; Streptophyta; Magnoliopsida; Asterales; Asteraceae. The record is from the annotation of a GenBank genome assembly.